Carica papaya (papaya) is the source of this 1555-nucleotide messenger RNA. RefSeq lists its product as uncharacterized. The record is from RefSeq and is a predicted model, not a curated record. NCBI's taxonomy places the organism in Eukaryota, Viridiplantae, Streptophyta, Magnoliopsida, Brassicales, Caricaceae.
GGGAUCAUCCAAAAACGAUAUGAUAUUUCUUCAGAAAAAAAUUCUCUUGACCACUUUUUUUCAAGUCUUCUCACGUUAUCUGCAAAAAAAAAUAAAUAAAUCAGUCACGGGACGAGUCAUUGGCUAGGAAAAUGAGAAGACCCAGAUUAGAAGAUUUUUUUUUUUUCUUUGAAGAGUAUGAAUAUGAAGUUUUUGGCUCUAUGGAGGCAGGAGAGGCUGCAAUUAUCCAUUGCAGGACACACAUGGUGGUACUCCACUCGGAUGAUCACUGGACCCCACGUGGCACUUAUCCGCUAAGUCUCAAUGAGCAGAAAUUUGGAUAUUAAUCAAUAUCUAUAUCUAUAUAUUAUGUUGGAUAAUAUUCAGAGAACAGAAUGUGAAUCAAGAAGGGGAAAUAGCAGAGAAAAUCCCAUCAAAUCACUUUGAUGUGUUGAUCAAAAAAGGAAGGAAAUAUUCCAAUAAAAUCUGCUUUUCUUGAUGAUGAUUAUGGCACAUGGGCGGCACUCCAAGAAGUGCCGUCUUCUGUGGUAGCAUACAUUAUAUAUAUGUGUGUGUGUGCAUAUCUGCUUUCAGGACUUUCUGCAAAUACCUUAUGUGCAGCGACUUCUGUCUUCUUUCUUUCUGCUCUACUUGAUUUCUCUUCAAACUUUAUCUGCUUUUUUGAACUGGGUACCUCUUGGAAGAGGAUUCUGUUCAGUUUCUCCAUUACAGAUCCUGGUUUUUGAAACUGUGUAUCUUUUGAUAAUGGAAAGCAAGAGAAAAGCUGGUUCCUUUUCUUCUUCUUCUUCUUCUUCAUUCACAGCUGAUCUUUUUGGCACCAAGGAGCCACAACCAGCAUCUUCUGCAGGGAUAUUUGCCUCAAUUUUCCCUCCUCCUCAUACGUUUCAGUUGGCAGGGAGGAGCACCUCAAGCUCUGAUGGGAUUGGAUCAUGGAAAGAGCAGUCUUUUGGGAAUCAAGCUUGGAGCAACAAGCAGGGUACUCCAGCUCUGUGUAGCGAUGCUGCAAGAAGCUGUAACAUACCCAACAGAGAGAGGAGCCCUAUCUUUCAGGAAGAAAGAGUAGAACCGUGUCAUCUAAGUUCAUCUCUUUACUACGGUGGGCAAGACAUAUAUUCCCAGUCCCCAAGUACUCACACCUCAGGAUCAUACCCUAUAUUCAAGAAAGAUGGGGGAGAAGAUGAUGGUAAUGGAAACAAUUCCCCGGGUGCUUCUAGAGGAAACUGGUGGCAAGGUUCACUUUAUUAUUAGGACCUUCCCUUCCCUAGGCGUAUGAAUUCUCCAUCUAUUUUAUACGGAAUUCGUGAAGCCUAGGCGAUACCAACAAUUAUAACUAAUGGAAAGAGCUUACAAGAAAUCUUAUGUAAGCCUUUCCUGGAAAAGAACUCUGUAUAACGUGUUUUUUUUCUUUAACUGAUUAAGAAUAUUAAGAAUUUGCAUAACUUCUAAGAGGCUGCUAUGUAUCUUUUUUUUUUCUGUAAUUUUAAGUUUGUAUGGUCUUUGCUGUUAUAAAGACAAUGUGAAUGGUUUUAAGGUUUGAUAUUCAACUUUAAUGGCA